This is a messenger RNA of Lichtheimia ornata, 249 nucleotides long. RefSeq lists its product as uncharacterized. NCBI's taxonomy places the organism in Eukaryota, Fungi, Mucoromycota, Mucoromycetes, Mucorales, Lichtheimiaceae. The coding region runs from base 1 to 249 and encodes 82 amino acids. The transcript has 4 exons. The record is from RefSeq and is a predicted model, not a curated record.
AUGGCAUUCGUAACUUUUAUGAAGGCUAAUCCGGCAUUAGCGCCGCUGUUUCUCUUCGCUGGAGCUGGUUGCGCUGCUGCUGUCACAUAUCCACUAUACCUUUUGCGUACCCAUCCAGAAAUCUUGGUUGACCGCAAGAAUAACCCUGACCCAUGGAAUCGUGUUCAACAGCACCAAAACAUCAAGUUCUUCAAUGUCAAGCCUGAAUUCUAUGCUGCGCGCAAGAACCUUGAACGACCUUCAUUCUAG